This is a messenger RNA of Haliotis rufescens (red abalone), 1261 nucleotides long. Its product is annotated as sodium- and chloride-dependent glycine transporter 2-like. The record is from RefSeq and is a predicted model, not a curated record. Gene Ontology annotation, cellular component: membrane. NCBI's taxonomy places the organism in Eukaryota, Metazoa, Mollusca, Gastropoda, Lepetellida, Haliotidae. The transcript is spliced from 6 exons. Gene Ontology annotation, biological process: sodium ion transmembrane transport. The coding region runs from base 19 to 789 and encodes 256 amino acids.
UAGAUUGUUAUCAGAAACAUGUAUUUGGGUAUUUGUAGAUUCCUCUUCAGUAAUUGUGUUAUUGCUUCGUCCAUUGCAGGUUUCAACUUGGCGUUCAUUGUUUAUCCUGAAAUAUUGGCUUCUUUGCCACUACCCCAGCUGUGGUCCGUGUUGACCUUUAUCACCUUGAUGACCCUUGCUAUUGACUCUAUGGUGCCCGGGAUUGAGAUCAUCGUAGCAGCAGUAGAAGACCAAAUGCCCAACUUGACUAAACGACAGUCCUGGGCUGUAAAAAGCGUCGUCAUCCUCAGCAUCUCCCUAUUUGGUCUCAUAUACAUCUCACAGGGUGGGAUCUACGUGCUGACGCUGGUUGACUGGUUCGUUAUCUUCCCCUCCAUAGCGGUGUUUGCCAUCCUGGAGUGUCUCGUGGUAGGCUGGUUGUAUGGAACGCAGAGAUUACAAGACGAUAUCGAUGCCAUGUGGGGAAAACGGAUGCCUCGACCUAUGACACUCUGUCUGAAAUACGUGUGCCCGUUGCUCUUGUUGGUUGUCUUCAGCUAUUCUCUCUAUGCGUACCGUCCACCUAAAUAUGGCGACUACCACUUCCCCGACUGGGCCACAGUCAUCGGGUGGAUGAUCUCCAUGGUAUCCAUCAUACCAAUCCCUGUGAUAUUCACAUGGAAGGUCUAUCGCGCAUCCGGGGAUUCACUUGCCAAGAAACUGAAAAGGGCUCUGAAACCAAGGGAAAGCUGGGCCCGUUCAUCACAGGAGGAAACGCCAUACAAUGGAGUUCUUGAACCAAUGAUUUAAACCAAUUCUUCUAUUUAUUACAUUAUACAUGUGUAGCAAUGCUGUUUUUGUGAAGGCACUGUCUUACAUUCAUCAGCUGUACAGGUCAUUUAUAAUGUUUAGUAAGUAUCGAGAUUGUUUUCGUGCAUGUAUGCACGCUUAUCACAUAUCAAUAUAAAGACAGGAACAGUAUCUACUUGGUGAUUAUCCCAGGGUUGACGCUGGUAAGCGUCGACGUCCAUUUCGCAAUAUGUUACGCUCUUCUCCUGUGUCUAUAGUAUGAAGAUUUCAGCGAGUUGUUUAUACAGCUUCUCUGUUGAACGGUGCAUUGAUAAACAAUGUACAUUUUCAGCAGACCAAGGCCAACAUUUCGAUUCAGAGCAUGUCAGUAUCACAAGAGGCGAAACGCUCUACCUAUGAGUGACGGUUACGAAUAUGCUGCAGUUAGCAGUUGUUAACAACGUCCCUGUAAUAAAAUGUAAGCAAGUGAUGA